CAAGUCUCAAACACAUAAGCCUAGCAACUCACUGUACAGUCUCCGUAAACUCAAGUGACCACCGGCGUUAUUCAGGCCUAUCCUUUUCCAUAGAGAGCGGAGCUGAGAGGCUGCAGCCAUGUCUGAUAAAGGCUGCGACGUCGAUUUAACAAGAGCCAAACAAAACACCGGCGUUUGGCUGGUGAAGAUUCCUAAGUAUCUGGCACAACAGUGGGGAAAAGCAUCUGGACGAGGAGAAGUUGGCAAACUUAAAAUAGCUAAACAACAAGGAAAAACACUGGUGUCAUUCAAUCUGAAUGAAGAUCUGAGUGUGGUUGAACAUUCGGAGGAGAAGACCACGUCAGUGCGAGCACCCAGAGAGCAUCCGUUCACCAUGCAGACUGUGGGGGGCCAAAACCUGGCUGUCUUUACAGAGAGCUCUUCAGACCAGAUUACACUUGAAGGCAUGGUGGUACAACGUGCUGAAUGCAGACCUGCAGUCAGUGAGAGCUACAUGAAGUUAAAGAAACUGCAGAUCAAGGAAUCAAUGAAGCCGCUCCGGCUGUCUCAGCAACUGGAGAAAGCAGUUACCAACAAUUACAAACCUGUGUCUAAUCACACCUAUAAUGUGGAAUAUGAGAAGAAAAAGAAAGAGGAAGGCAAGAGAGCGAGGGCUGACAAGCAGAAAGUUCUGGAAAUGCUCUUCUCUGCUUUCGAGAAACACCAGUAUUACAACAUUAAGGACUUGGUGGAGAUCACUAAGCAACCUGUGAUUUACCUGAAAGAAAUCCUGCGUGAGAUUGGAGUUUACAAUCCCAGAGGACCUCACAAAAGCACCUGGGAGCUGAAAGCAGAAUAUCGCCACUACCAGGAAGGAGAAAAUGAAGAAGAAAAGAUGGUUUAACAUUUACCAUGACAUAGCUGCAUUUAUACAGCUAAUAAUGAGAUCAUUUAUUUUAUUUCAUUUUUCCAGUUCAUUUUGUUUGGGCAACAGAUGCCAUUAGAGAAUUUGUUGUGUGUGUGAAAUGGGAUGG
Messenger RNA from Ictalurus punctatus (channel catfish), 1013 nucleotides. RefSeq names its product general transcription factor IIF, polypeptide 2b (gene gtf2f2b). Gene Ontology annotation, biological process: transcription by RNA polymerase II; transcription initiation at RNA polymerase II promoter. The coding region runs from base 119 to 883 and encodes 254 amino acids. The transcript has 8 exons. Gene Ontology annotation, cellular component: transcription factor TFIIF complex. The record is from RefSeq and is a predicted model, not a curated record. NCBI's taxonomy places the organism in Eukaryota, Metazoa, Chordata, Actinopteri, Siluriformes, Ictaluridae.